AUGGCUGCACCCGCAAGCCUUCCAGCUCUGCUGGACUCUUUGAUCCAGUCAUUGACUUCCGCUUCGGAGGCUGCACCCAAGUUGUCCGGGCUGGCGCCUCCCAAGGACGGUCUGUCGCUUCUUGAUGUCAAGAACGACCUGCUUCUUUCGUACCUGCAGAACCUCGUCUUUCUCAUCCUCCUCAAGUUACGCAACUCACGAGAUAGCACCUCUGACAACGAAGAUGCAGCCUCGGACUUGAACGAUACCGUUGUCAAGAAGCUGGUGGAAUUGAGGUUAUACAUAGAGAAGGGCGUUCGCCCUCUCGAAGACAAACUACGAUACCAGAUCGAGAAGGCGCUCCGAGCCGCUGAUGAUGCAGAGAGAAACGCCGAGGCCGCUCAAGCUUCUCAGAAGGAAGAAGAAGAGUCGGACGAGGACGAGUCGGGCUCGGGAUCUGAGGACGACUCAGAGGCGGAAGAGGAUGGCGAGCGACUCGCUGAUCUGAAGAAGUCUCUGCCGAACCGUGCCGCCUUCGUCAAGCCAUCUACCGGCGUAUCAGAGGAAACAUCAGAGAACACGGAUGGCAUCUACCGCCCGCCCAAGAUUGCACCUACCGUCAUGCCCACGACAGAGCGAAGAGAGAGGGCAGAGCGACGUCCGCUCAAGUCUGCGACCAUGGACGAGUUCAUUGCCGAUGAGCUCUCCACGGCGCCCUCCGCCGAGCCCAGCAUCGGCACCAACAUCGGAGGCUUCGGCCGGCACAUGAAGACCGCCUCGCAGCGCAAGGAGGAGGAUGAGCGCCGCGACUACGAAGAGCGCAACUUUGUCCGUCUGCCCAAGGCCAGCAAGGAGGAACGGGCCAAGAAGGCUAAGGCCGAGGGCCGCAGCAAACGCAUGAACUUCGGUGGCGAAGAGUGGCGCGAGCUGGGCGAGGGCGUGGACAGAAUUCACCGUCUUACCAAGACCAAGGGCUCGGGUGGAGGUACCAGGGCGCUCCUCGACAAGUCCAGGAAGCGCGGCAUCGAGACGGUCGACGGACCCAGAGGCAGCGGCAUUAGCGGUGCCGAGAUUGGCGACCGGUACAACAAGCGCUUGAAGGUGCAGGAGAUGGGCAGGCGAGACAGAGGCAAGAAGCGUUAG
Messenger RNA from Thyridium curvatum, 1122 nucleotides. RefSeq lists its product as uncharacterized. The coding region runs from base 1 to 1122 and encodes 373 amino acids. Gene Ontology annotation, biological process: maturation of SSU-rRNA from tricistronic rRNA transcript (SSU-rRNA, 5.8S rRNA, LSU-rRNA). The transcript has a single exon. Gene Ontology annotation, cellular component: nucleolus; small-subunit processome. The record is from RefSeq and is a predicted model, not a curated record. NCBI's taxonomy places the organism in Eukaryota, Fungi, Ascomycota, Sordariomycetes, Thyridiales, Thyridiaceae.